Symbiodinium natans is the source of this 2046-nucleotide messenger RNA. The record is from the annotation of a GenBank genome assembly. Lineage: Eukaryota; Dinophyceae; Suessiales; Symbiodiniaceae.
AUGGCGCUGGCCAACCUUUUCACCGUGUACUCCAUCGAGUUCCUUGUCCGUUCGAAGUUCAACCUCAUGCAGAUUGCAGUGGAUCGAGGAGGUGUCGGCAUGGGGCUGCUGACCUUGGUGUCUUUCGCCAUGGCCUUCGCCGCGCUGGCCACCUCCCUCAUCCAUGGGCUCGCGCCGGACACCGGGGGCUCGGGCUCCGUUGAGAACAAGAGCUGGCUCAAUGGUUUCAACAUGUCCUCGCAGUUCACGAAGCGCAACCUCGUGGUCCGCGCCAUUGCCGUGGUGCUCUCCAACGCUACCGGGUUUCCGGUGGGCCGCGAGGGGCCCACCGUGACCAUGGGAAGCAACAUGGCCUUCUUGCUGUGCCGCGUGGUUGCGGAAACGCGCUCCUACGCGAAGGAGUGGGUCGACUUGCAGGGAGGCUCCGCGGGUGCGUUGGCCGACGAGCGCUUCUUCGCGCGCGCGGCGCGCGUGGCCUGCAUCGUGGGCGGCGCCUGCGGGAUGGCGAUGAUCUUCGACUCCCCUUUGGGAGGGAUCUUGUACAUGUUUGAAGAAGUGACCAGCGUUGCCUGGCCGGUGGAGCUGACGUUCAAGGCCGUGGUCGGCUGCACCAUCUGCACGUCGGUGUCCUAUGCACUGCUGAAAGUCUGCAGAUCGAGCAUUCGGGAGUUUGUGAUUUUCGAGAUGUGGUACGGCACCAACCACCCUGACUGUUCUGCGAAUGAUCUGCCGGGCUUCAUCAUUUUGUCUGCUUUCCUGGGCGUUUUGUCGCCUCUACACACCAAGCUAUGUCUAAAGGUGCUCGACUGGCGCAAGCGGAUCCACUCCGGCCCCUUUCUCAGAAAGUACCAACCCUGGCCUAAGAUGGUGGAGACCGUUGCCUACGCGGCUCUUUGCGCCUUUGUCGUUGCGCUAACAAGCCUGCUGGGGACCUGUUCGCCACUUCCGGACAGCACCCACGAGUUGAGCUAUGUCCAGUACCAGUGCGCCCAGGGCAGGUACAAUCCGACUGCAUCACUGCUGCUGACGACUGCCGAAGGCGCGGUCAAGCGGCUUUUCAAUCGGCAGAAUCAUGGUGCUUUUGGGAUGCUGCCGCAAUUCACUGCGUUCAUUGCGUACACCACUUUGAACAUUUGCUUCGCUGGGGUGCCCGUGCCCUCUGGGAAUUUUACUGGCACCAUGCUGAUUGGUGGGCUGGCGGGUAGGCUUUUCGGGCGCUGCCAAGAGAAGCUCCUGCCGGAAGUGGCCCUGGCAUCCGCAGGUAUUUAUGCCAUGGUCGGCGCAGCGGCAAUGCUAUGCAGCUUCAAGCACAUGACCCUGGCCGUGGUUGUGUUUAUUAGCCAGGCUGCCAACAAUAUUCUGCUGGUGCCCGUGCUGAUGUGGGCGGUGACCGUGUCCCUUUUGGUCAACAAGAUCCUUGGCUCCCCUAUUGCUUUCGACGAGGCCCAGAUCUUGAGGAAGAAGGUGCGCUACCUCGCGCCGGAGCCCUGCAAACCAGUUCGCCACCUGGUCGCGCGGCAGCUGAUUGACGACCUGCCCCCCGAAGCCUGCCUCCCUGCCCGGCCGACCUCAGCAGAGGUCGUGGAGGCACUCAGUGAGACACAGGCACCCUUCCUCCCAGUUUUCACAUCACGCGCCGGCGCUCGCAGGUGUUUGGGACUGGUGCCCCGCACGCGACUGGACGCCGCGAUACGGGCUGCGGACGGAGGCAUCGUUCCGGCAGACAGCCUUGCGGAUCCUCCGAACAUCACGAUUCUGGCCGAUGCCCCUGCCGACUCUUUCUACGUCCUCUUUGCCAAGGCACAGCUCCGAGCCGCGUGCGUUGUCACCGCCUCGGGAGACUACUAUGGCGUCAUCUCCCGCGCAGGCCUCGCAAAGACUGCGAUGGCCCUUGAGGAGGGGCUGGAAUUGGAGCCCAUGGACGACGUGCAGUCUGGAGACGAUGUGUCGGAGGGCUCGGAGACUGAGAGUAGUGGCAAAGAGAGUGAAGCUUUAGGGCCUUUAGGGGCCGAGACUUUUCGUGGCGCAGCUGCAACGCGGGUGUGA